AUGUAACCCUAAGACGAGACUUCUAACAUUAUUAUACAUAUUCAAGAAGAAUGUAAAAUUGUUAUCGAUUUCACUCAAUUAAGGAGAGAGCAUUACAAUGUAUUAUCAAAAAAAGAAAAAGAUGAGGCAGUGUAAAUGCUAGGACCAAAUCCUUUAUUUGAUGAUUUUAAAAGAGUUAGUUAGGCAAUUGGAACUACUAUAAAAAACCUUAAAAGAUGGUAAAGAUGUGGUACUGAAAGAAAAAAAGGUUGUGGUCGUAAAAAACUUAAUCCUUAUGCUGAAAAGUAAUUGAUUGAAUGGGUUAUACAGAGAGUUCAUUAAAUACGCAGAAAAAUCUCUAGAUAGGAAUUAAAAUGCAAAGCUUUAGAGUUAUUCAAAAAUCACAAUUUUUGUGCAUCCAAAGGAUAUCUGGAUAAAUUUGUUAAAUCCUAUUAAUUAAAACAAAGGAUGAAUGAGUAAUAUAUUCUUAAUAAUAAUAGUAUCUUAAAAAGCAUUGGAAAAUAAAAAAUAAAGAACUUUUCCAAAUAACAAUAAUAAAGUGAUAUCAAAAUUGAAGAAGAACUAUAAGAAAUUACUGUUAAAAAAGAAGAAGAUGAUAUCAAAAUAGAAAAUCUUAACUUAGAACCCAGUAAAAGUUGCUCAACAUUUUAAACCUAAUGA
Paramecium pentaurelia is the source of this 660-nucleotide messenger RNA. NCBI's taxonomy places the organism in Eukaryota, Ciliophora, Oligohymenophorea, Peniculida, Parameciidae. The record is from the annotation of a GenBank genome assembly.